UCAGACUACUUUGAUUCUGCAGACAGUUAUUCCUGUGCUGUGAAAGGACUGGAGGGUUUCCCCUCUCCUUCAGUGUAUGCUCCAAAGCUUCCCUCUGUGUCAGUGAGUCCCUCUGCUGAGAUAGUGGAGGGCAGUUCAGUGACUCUGACCUGCAGCAGUGAUGCUAACCCAGCAGCUAAAUACACCUGGUACAAGGAGAACCAAACUCUGCUCAGUGAAGAACCACAGCUUGUCCUCAGCUCCAUCCAGUCCUCUGACUCUGGAGAGUAUUACUGUGCAGCUGAGAACCAGCUGGGGAGGAAGACAACUAAAUACAUCAUUAAUGUGAAAUAUGCUCCAAAGACUUCCUCUGUGUCAGCAAGUCCAUCUGGAAAAAUCAUGGAGGGCAGUUCAGUGACUCUGACCUGUAGAAGUGAUGCUAACCCAGCAGCUAUAAAUACCUGGUACAAGAAGAACCAAUCACCACUUCAAGGUCUACAAGACAUUUAUCAUUUCAACUCCAUCAGCUCUGAGGACAGUGGGAUCUACUACUGCAAGUCCGAGAAUCAAUAUGGACAGAUCAAUUCUACAUAUCUUUCUAUAGAUGUCCACUAUGCUCCAAAGCUUCCCUCUGUGUCAGUGAGUCCCUCUGCUGAGAUAGUGGAGGGCAGUUCAGUGACUCUGACCUGCAGCAGUGAUGCUAACCCAGCAGCUAAUUAUACCUGGUACAAGGAGAACCAAAGACUGCUCAGUGAAGAACCACAGUUUGUCUUCAGCCCCAUCCAGUCCUCUGACUCUGGAGAGUAUUACUGUGCAGCUGAGAAUGAGCUGGGGAGGAUGACAUCUGAAUACAUCAUUAAUGUCAAAUAUGCUCCAAAGCUUCUCUCUGUGUCAGUGAGUCCCUCUGCUGAGAUAGUGGAGGGCAGUUCAGUGACUCUGACCUGCAGCAGUGAUGCUAACCCAGCAGCUAAUUACACCUGGUACAAGGAGAAUGAAGACUCACCAAAAGCAUCAGGACAGAACUUCACCAUCACUGACAUCAGAGCUGAACACAGUGGGAAUUAUUACUGUGAAGCCCAGAACAGAAGAGGACGUCAUAACUCCACCUUACAUCUGACUGUUGUGUCAGGUAAAUGAUGUUAA
Micropterus dolomieu (smallmouth bass) is the source of this 1122-nucleotide messenger RNA. RefSeq names its product B-cell receptor CD22-like. Gene Ontology annotation, biological process: cell-cell adhesion. The transcript has 5 exons. Gene Ontology annotation, cellular component: membrane. The annotation marks the transcript as partial. The record is from RefSeq and is a predicted model, not a curated record. Lineage: Eukaryota; Metazoa; Chordata; Actinopteri; Centrarchiformes; Centrarchidae.